Messenger RNA from Contarinia nasturtii (swede midge), 681 nucleotides. RefSeq names its product peptide transporter family 1-like. Gene Ontology annotation, cellular component: membrane. Gene Ontology annotation, molecular function: dipeptide transmembrane transporter activity. The annotation marks the transcript as partial. The record is from RefSeq and is a predicted model, not a curated record. NCBI's taxonomy places the organism in Eukaryota, Metazoa, Arthropoda, Insecta, Diptera, Cecidomyiidae. The transcript has 3 exons. Gene Ontology annotation, biological process: transmembrane transport.
AUGGAAACUAUAGAACCAAGUGUAUUAGUUACCGAUAAAGUUCAGUUGUUCAAUUGUAUUCAUUUAAGGUCGAAAAAAUUCAUUGCUUCCAGCGCUCUAUUAGUGCUCUUCAUCACCGAAAAGCUGAAAAAAGAUGAAAAUGUUGCAACUACACAAUUUCAUGCGUUCACAAUGUUGGUGUAUUUUGCAAACAUAUUCGGUGGCAUCCUAAGUGAUAAUUGGCUGGGAAAAUUUAAAACAAUGUUUUACUUGUUGUUGAUCUAUUGCACUGGUAUUAUUGUGUUGGAUGUUGCUGCGUUUCCAACUAUUGGUAUUUCACGUGAAAAUCUUUCGUACAUCGGUUUGUUACUUAUGGCUUUUGGCGCAGGUGGUAUUGUUCCAUGCGAAUCGGCAUUUGUUGGCGAUCAAUUCAAACUUCCCGAACAGGCUAACUAUAUGACAAAGUUUUUUUCCAUUUAUUAUGCAAUCAUAAAUGCUGCUGCAUUGGUUUCAAUGACCGUUACACCAAUGUUGCGAGCAAAAUUUAAAUGCUUUGGAGAUGAUGAUUGCUAUUCGCUUGCAUUUGGAGUAUCCGUCAGUUUUUUGAUCACAGGAAUUGUUUUAUUCUUAUCUGGUAAAAAGUGGUACACAAAAAAUAAAGCAUCUGGAAAUUCAAUGUUUCAAGUCUUCAAAUGUAUAACG